AUGCCUUUUCCUUUUGCAUACAUCUGCGAUCUACUGCAGGGCCUAGAGGACAACCAGCACGCCCAGACCGGCCAGAAGACCGAUGCCUCUCUUAUCCAGGCCUGGUUCAGGAGUCACCGGGCCGAACUCGCUCGCGAUGAUCACGACCCUGCUGCCCUGCUUUCGGCCCUCCUCCCAGAGAAGCGGACGGACCGCGUCUACUCGAUCCGCGAGAAGAAGCUGCAGAUAAUAAUCGGCCGCGCUUUGAUUCUGGGAAUCUCUCGUAAAAAGGAACUAGAGAGGUGGGCAGUGUCCGGGUCCGGUGUUGAUCUGGCCGACUGUGUCUAUGGGAUUCUCUGUGAGACGCCAAAUCCGCAGUUUUCAGAUGACGCGGGUGUCACAAUCGAGGAGAUUGACGGAGUCCUCCAUGGCAUUGCCUCAGAGUGCCGGUAUAGCUCACUGGCUGUACGUAGCAAGCCCUCUGGCACCAGGUUUGCCGAUACCGAGCUUGCCCUUGGAGAUCUCCACAAGCGGCUUUCGGCGAGAGACGCGAAAUGGCUUACACGGCUGAUCCUGAAAAACUACGAGCCGAUUGUACUUGACCCUUCAACUGUGUACAGCAGUUACCACCCGUACCUCUCAACAAUUCUCAAGGUCCAGGACGAUUUUGCCGUCGCUGGCCGCAUUAUUGUCCGCCAGAGACGUGAGCGGACGGUUACUGGCCGAGCUGACAUUACCGAGUUCCUCAAGCCGGCCCUCGGGGUAAAAGUCGGCCGCCAAACCUGGAUCAAGGGCCGGAGCAUCAAGCACUGCCUGGACAUGAGCCGUGGCCGCAUGAGCUGUGAAGAGAAAGUCGACGGAGAGUAUUGCCAGAUCCACAUUGGCCUCAGCAAGGAAAGCAAAUGCAUCCAGAUCUUCUCGAAGAGCGGAAAAGACAGCACCGACGACCGAAUAGCAUUGCACGACUCGAUUCGUCGGUCGUUACAGCUAGGGCAGCCCACUUGUCCCCUCAAAUCGGGCUGCAUCCUGGAGGGAGAACUUGUUGUUUUCAGCGAUAAGGACGCGAAAAUCUUGGACUUCCACAAAAUCAGGAAACAUGUGUCGAGAUCAGGAUCGUUUUUGGGUACCGAUCAAGACUCCCAGCGUCAUCCUUGGGAGCAUCUCAUGAUUAUUUAUUACGACCUGCUUAUGGUCGACGGCGAGUCCCUCUUGGGCGUUAGGCAUUCGGGAAGAUUCAAGCGCCUCAAGGAUCUCGUGACUCUGGUUCCUGGCCGCUCUGCUCUGGUCAAGCAGGAGCUCAUCGACUGCAGCAGCCGUUCUGCGGCGUCCGACCUUCGCCGGGCUUUCGCCAAAUGCAUUACGGCGCAUGGGGAGGGUCUAGUCCUCAAGCCAGACGAUCCCUAUUUCACUUUCGGCGCUCGUACCAAGCCUUACAGUUCUUGCGCCAUCAAACUCAAGAAAGAGUACAUUGGCCACUUUGGAGACAUUGGCGACGUUGCCGUCGUUGGCGCUCGCUAUGAUCCUGCAAAGGCCAGGACCUACAGUAUCCCGAAUCUGAAAUGGACUCAUUUCUACGUCGCAUGUCUCGAGAACAAGGACGAGGUCGUGCGGUUUCAGAAAACCCCUCGCUUUAUUGUCACCAAUGUGGUCGAGCUCAACACCUCGCAGAUGGCGGUGUUUGUGAAAUUCGUUAAUCCGCAAUCCGUCGCUCCGAGUGAAAACAAGUCAAUUUCGAUACGCGUCGAACCCGGGGUCGACAACGGAAAAACGCCGUCUGCCAUUUUCCCAGCGCCCCCAGUGUUUGAUCUCAGGUGCUUCUCUUUCGACAAAGUCGGCAACACUGGAUUUUGGAGUCCGAGAUUCCCCGUGGUCAACAAAAUACAUUGUGACCGGACCUACCGCGACGCCCUCUCUUUCACGGAACUUCAGGAUAUGGCCAGCAAAGAAAGGGAAAUGCCGCCGCCGGAAGACAGCCAAGAGCUCUUGGGUUGGAUAGCUGCUCUUGAGGCUGCCGAUCCCAAGGGCGUCGCUGUUGACCACUCAAGUCAGGUGACAGUAGCCUCGACUCUUAUCGCCACGACGCCCUCGACUCAAUCGACAGAUUCUGGCCAAGCAGGCUCUUCUGCCAGUUCACACCUUCAAACAUCACCUACUCCAGUCCGGGGUAGGGCAGGGGAUCCGCCAACACCGCCAAGGUCCUCUAUUGUUCAAGCCGGCCAUGAACCACGCACAAAUAAUUUUCCGGGGGCUCAGGACACCUCCAAGAGGCAGAAGAGGCCACCCGAGUCAUCAGACUUAGAACACAAGGGCAAAACCAAGGUUCGGAAAUUUCAGGAUGAGCGUCGGCCCACAGUCGGCGACUGGUUAUCCCAGAGUAUGAGCGAAAUCCAGGGUACACCCCACAAUGAGAGGGAGCCUCUGUCAAAUGUCCGCAUCAGCUCGUCGCGGCGAAAUAAUCUGCCUAGCUCCACUGCUCCGCGACUGACCAGCACGACUUCGAUGUACCAGUUGGGAUGGGGCAAUGCCCGCCUUGGAGCACCCGAGAGAGUUCAAAGCUCUCUGCCAGUAUCGCUAUUGUUCCAGGGACUCCUCGCCCCACAUCUCUCGAUAACCUCCUCAACCGUCACUGGAGCAACAAAUGUACGGGAUAGCAACGGCGACCAUGAUAACAUGUCUCCUGAAGGGCCAUCCACGUCUUGUGGAAAAUGCCGAUUCCUUGACUCGUGCAAGCUCUCCAAAUGUUCAUUUCUUCUGUCUCCCUGCAUUGCAAACUUUCCCUGGGUCACGGAAGACCUGCUUGUUUGUCAUGGCGUGGCAGACAUUGUCCUAGAUUACAAAAAACUGACCACAGCCCAACCAAGUUGCGGGACUACACCAGCAACUGUUGAGCGUAUAAGGGAGAAGAGGUCCGCUAAGAGGAAGAUCAUUCUCGUUGAAUCACGGAGAAAGAGCCCCACCGCAGCUUUCAUGAAACUGGUUACUGAAGCCAAGGAUAAAUGGCCUAGCAACGAUCGGGAGUACUUUGAAGUGUAUGACUGGAGGAUACUCGAGGCUUUGCGGUACGAGGAGGCGAAAUGCAGUCGUAACGGCAAGAUACGCGGUGCCUGUGUCUCGACGACUACCACAAAAGACAUUGAGAAGAAAUUCCGGCUAGGUCUCGUAUGA
Molecule: messenger RNA, 3144 nt
Organism: Lasiosphaeria miniovina
Lineage: Eukaryota; Fungi; Ascomycota; Sordariomycetes; Sordariales; Lasiosphaeriaceae
Exons: 5
Coding region: 1-3144 (1047 amino acids)
Biological process (GO): DNA recombination; nucleotide-excision repair, DNA gap filling; double-strand break repair via nonhomologous end joining
Cellular component (GO): DNA ligase IV complex
Molecular function (GO): ATP binding; DNA ligase (ATP) activity; DNA binding
Source: RefSeq, a predicted model, not a curated record